AGAGGCGGUGCCGGGCCGAGGCGGUGCCGCUCCGCCCGCGGCGGCGGCGCCGCGCUGCCCUGCCCUGCCCGCGCCGCGUGAGCCAGGCAGCGGGGAGCCAGGCAGCGGGGACCCAGGCCGCUCCGCGCCGCCGGCAUGUCCGCGCCCUGCUGCGCCGGCCAGUUGGCCUGCUGCUGCGGUACUGCCGCUUGUUCCUUGUGCUGCAGAUGCUGCCCCAAGAUAAAACAGUCAACCAGCACCCGCUUCAUGUAUGCGCUUUACUUCAUCCUGGUGACUAUCAUCUGUUGCGUCAUGAUGUCAACAACAGUAGCUAACGAAAUGAAAACACACAUUCCCUUCUACAAGGAGAUGUGCAAGGGUAUUCAGGCGGGUGAGAUGUGCGAGAAGUUGGUGGGAUACUCUGCGGUGUACAAAGUCUGUUUUGGAAUGGCCUGCUUCUUCUUUUUGUUCUCCUUGUUCACCAUCAAAAUUAACAGCAGCAAAAGCUGCCGAGCAUACAUUCAUAAUGGAUUCUGGUUCAUUAAACUUAUACUUCUGGCGGCAAUGUGCUCAGGAGCCUUCUUCAUUCCCGAUCAGGACACUUUCCUCAAUGCUUGGCGCUAUGUAGGAGCAUCAGGAGGUUUCCUUUUCAUUGCCAUUCAGCUCAUCCUGCUUGUUGAGUUUGCACACAAAUGGAAUAAAAAUUGGACUGCAGGUGCAAACCACAAACAGAUGUGGAAUGGUUUGCUUGCCCUGGUCACUCUCAUCCUGUACUCCGUUGCUGUGGCAGCCCUGGUCCUCAUGGCUCUUUUCUACACACGUGCUGAGGGCUGCAUGUACAACAAGGUCCUGAUUGGUGUUAACGGCAGCCUGUGCCUCUUUGUGUCGCUGGUGGCCAUAUCGCCUUGUGUCCAGAGUCGUCAGCCCCAUUCUGGUUUGCUUCAGUCAGGAGUUAUCAGCUGCUAUGUCAUGUACCUCACUUUCUCAGCACUAUCCAGCAAGCCACCAGAAACUAUCCUGGAUGAAAACAAUCAGAACAUCACAAUCUGUGUACCUGAAUUUAGUCAAGGCCUACACAGAGAUGAAAACCUGGUUACUGGCCUGGGCACUACCAUUUUGUUUGGCUGCAUUUUAUAUUCUUGUUUGACCUCAACAACACGUGCAAGCUCAGAGGCACUGAGGGGAAUAUAUGCAACAGCUGAAACUGAAGUGGCUCGUUGCUGCUUUUGCUGCAUGCCUGAUGGAGACGCUGAUGCUGACGAGCACAUUGAAAAAAGGGGAGGCCAGACUGUGAUUUAUGAUGAGAAGAAAGGCACGGUGUACAGUUAUGCCUACUUCCACUUCGUUUUCUUCUUGGCUUCACUCUACGUGAUGAUGACAGUAACUCAUUGGUUCCAUUAUGAAAGUGCUCAAAUUGAAAAAUUCUUCACCGGAACCUGGUCCACCUUCUGGAUUAAGAUGGUCUCCUGUUGGGUUUGUGUAUUUCUGUACCUAUGGACUCUUAUUGCUCCGCUGUGUUGCCCAACCAGAGAGUUCUUAGUGUGAACACUCAAAAGGUCCUUCUCGGUUUUUUUCUCUCUCUUUUUUUUUUUUUUUCACCUGUUACAAAUAAAAUACUAGGGUCAGUUUUUAAUGAGGCAACGCCUGUUGCCCAUUUAUCAUAAUGUAUCAGCUACUAACUUUUUAGUCAGACUAAACAAAUGAUUGAAGACUUUUUUACCUUUUUUAAUUGUCAUGAACAGGCAUUGCCCAAGGGAACGAAUCUGUUCUAAAACUUUGUAACACUGAUGUCUGCGGUGUAGGAGUUGUUGCAUAAACUGGAAUAAGUGAAAUUCUUUUCAAAUCACUGACAAUCUUUCUCUGACUCCAUUGGCAAGAAAAGACAAAAACAUGGUGCAGAUGUAUCUCCUUCCUUCUUGUGAAUGUUGUGUAUCUUCUAGCAAAUAUGCAUUCCUUUUUAUACUCUUUUAGUAACUGUGUCUUUUACAGGUUGCAGUGAUAAUUUGGAGUGCUGUUUUGUACAGCAUGUAAUUCUUCGAAGUAGUAUCUAGAUAAUUUCUUCUUAAAACAUACCAAUACUUUUGUAGAAAUAGAGGAUAUGUAAGAAUUUGACCGCCAAAGCAUCUUCUAAAAAUUGUUUGUCUAAGUAUUAAAUAUAUUAAAUUAUUGUAUACCUAGAUUGAGAAAGGAAUGUAGCAAUGAUAAUAGAGUAUUUAUUCUAUUAUAACUUUAAAAGGCACCUGAAUAUUUUGUGCAGUUCAGGUGUGGUCCAGUUGGUAGCAGAAGGGGAUUUCUACACACAAAUUCUUAAAUUCUGAAUUUUGUCCAACUUUGCCAGCUCACUUAAACUGCAAGUUGUGUGUACUACGUGGGGAUUUAAAAUACAGAACAUUCUUUAUUCAGAAUGUUUGCUGUUGAGAAAAUGCUAAUUACAGGAGCACUGCCAGUUGCUGUUAAAUUUAGAAGUGGAGUGCUCAUUUACUUUUCUACGCUGCUCUUUCAACUUUUGUCUGAAGGUUUCCCAGGAUCUUCAGUUCUGUUUCCAUUACUAAUUUUGUAGUAUUUUAAAUGCAUUGGUGGUCAGAAAAGGACUACAGUGCGUCAUCUUCCUUUUCUGCCUGUGUGUCGGUUGGAAAGUAUUCUUCUUAACUGCUAUAUUUUUAUACUCCUCUGUUGAUGUUAGUUUUGCUGUUGGGAUGGGACUUAGCCAACCAGUCCAUUAAUGGAGACUAAACUUCUUUUGGAGAACUUCUGUUCCAAGCAGUGGAGUAAACAUUCAGAACAACAAAACCAGAUGACACAAAUGUAACGGAAGCUGCCUUAGUACAAAUGACUGACUUGACAGUAUUAAACCCUAUAAUGUCACUUUUAUUUGCUUUAAGCAGAUGAUUUGGUGGUAGAACAACAGCUCAGAUGCCCUAAAUGAUGAAUAAGGUUGAACUCACUGUGGUUAUCUACAUCCUAGUGGGAUGAAUUUAUGACUUGUGCUAGUCUCAAGGGUUUUGUUUUCUUCUCUCUCCCUAUACAUAUAUAUAUAUAUAUGUACAGUGUGAAAUAUGCAGGAUAUAAACAAAAUCAAUCCAUUUAGCAGUUCUUUUUUUGAAAUAUGAUUGAGCCUUAAAUCUUCACCCAAUGCUUUCUGCAGAACAAAGAAAAGCACAACAUAGAGGCCAAUGAGAUGGCAAAAAUAUUUGCCUGCCGUCUUUAUUCUGUUGCAAUAAUUGAUGGCCAAUGCACACCUGGUGAGUAAUCCUGACAUAACAGAUCUCAGUACUGCUCCUGUUUUCAUUACCAGUUUUAGCUGCCUUGUUGCUACGGUAUCUAAGGGCUUCUGUCCUGCUUGGAGCUUCCUAGAGGUGUGAUCUUCCCGGCCCCAUGCACUCUUACCUCAAAUGAAAUCUACAGGUCUUCAGUCCUGUAUACCUGUACCACCUACCCCAGUGAUUAGGGGCCUCAAAAUACAUGUAAUGAGAACUGAGGGAAGGAGUCAUCUGUCCAGAGAUGUCUCUUGCUGCUCUUCUCCUUGUUUGCGCCUAGGGUAAAAAUCAGUUGAAACUUAGCUUUGACAUUGAGUUAGAGAAGCAACAAAUAGCUCUGGAGAGGGAGGCAGGGUUUUUUCUUUCCUUUUGCUUGUGCCGAGAGAUUCUGAUCUCGCCAAGAGCUCUGCUAGCAUGGGGGCCCGUCAGCAUGUCUCUGCCUGCAUUUGGAGUCCAGCCAUGCAGAUCCUUCUGCAACAGAAAAAGCCCUUUGUUAAUGCUUUUACAGUCUAGAGACCUUUAUCUGUCCCAUCUCUAAGAUUAGAUCUUAUGGACUGUGCAAUGAUGACUAACAGUUGUUGCGCUGAACUCAUAGCAGCUAUUCUGACAGUCUUGAACCCGUGCUAGAGCUGUGAUCUGCAGCUGGUUUAGUCCAGGCUCUUGCUCCUCGCUUGGCAAAUGCUGUUCCCUGAAGUACAGAGGCUCUCAGGAGUUACCUUCUAGUGCUAUAUGUGUUGUACUAUGAGAACCCAAGCAUGUUUUUUUAAAAAUUAGCAAUGUUUUUUAUAGCAGAACAAUCUGGGCAAGGAGCUCUACAGAAGGUGGCAGGCACUCUGUCAAGUUAUAAGGUAGGGAAUGGUAACUGUUCUCUGGUUAUGAUAGCAGACAUCCCAGUCACAAACGUGGAUGAUCUUAAUACAUUUCUUAGCCAAUGGAUGUUCUUAUUUCUUUACGAAAACACUUAGUUUACGUAGGUAGUAUAUGCCUGCGUAAAGACUUCCUGCACCUCUUUGUGCUCUUUUUUUAUAGUUUGUAUUUAAGGAAAUAGGUUUUGCACAGAGGAAACAGGGUUGUAAAAGGAAAGUCCACAAUGAGGCAUGAGUCCAUUCUUUUUACACAGCGCUCACCUUGUUGAGUUGCUCCUUCAUCCUUCCCCUCCACCAACUAUUUACCUAAAGGAUCUCAGUCUGCAGGUGGGGAUGGGGCAGUGCCUGACUAUACUGCUUUAUCUACUUCUGAGAAAACAUUGUGGGAAAAGACCUCAAAAAUAACUUUGAGGACCUGUGUGUCCAUGCUGUGGCCCCAGACCCAGCUAUGGAUCUCCAAGUCUUUCUAAAGAAUCAGUAACUGUUGGCACCUGGGUGUGCAAAGCCUCUAGUUCUUCCGUGAGGCAUAGCUUCCUGCUGGCCAGGCAAAUGUUACAGCCUUAGUGUUUGCUGUAGAAUCUGUACUGUGAACUUCCAUGUGCAACUACUUAGUAAUAUCCUCAGCUAGGGCCCAGUUCACAGGCUACAAACAGUUAACACAAACAGCCUUGUAAAACCUUUUGAAGAAGUGCCUUUAUACCUACUUGCUGUGAUAGUUGAUAAUUCAGGUGGCACUGGAACUGGAAAACCUGACCUGAGCCUGUGGCUGGGUGACAUUGCCUUGUACGUUACACCACUGUCUACAGGACACAGACCCGUGGUGCACGUGGAAGACCAAAUAAUCUGUGCUGACAAACCUCUGGGGAUAAGACUGAUUCAAAUAUUACUGUGCAGUGGAAGAUGAACUGGGAAAACUCACAAAUAGCCUGAUGCUUUUGUAAAUAAAUGAAUAGUUGUUGCUUGCAUUUACAUUUAAACUGUAAAUAGCUAGCUUUCUCUUUCCAUACCUGGAAGAGCAGGUAACUGCUCUGCUUGAGGUGACUAGCUUUGCGGUGUCUAUCCUGCCUUGUGCCGCAAUUGUUGAUUGAAUUUGUUCCCAGACAUAAGUGAGCGCUGCAGCACUUCUGGCUCCUGGUAUUUUGGGGCUGUGUGAAGUAAGGAAGCUGUUGUUACAAAGACAGGAAGACUAGAGUACAUGUCCUGUAUUGUUUCUUCUAGUUAAACUUGAUUUUGAACUAAUGCUAUCGUUUAAUGGACUGUUGGAGGAACAGACAGUGUUGGCAGCGGUCAGUUUUGUUGGGAAGGUAAAACAAUUUUAUCAGCGUUUUCCUACUUUUCCAAAUUUGUGGUCGUAAGAAAGGUCAUUUGGAACCUCAGUGCUGCACUGCUCUCUGAGACUGGAACGGUUUUAGGUUUUUUCACGAAAGCAACUGAGAGCUGGAAUCGUGACUGGUUCUUGUUUGGGGUAAAUCAAUGGGAUGGACUCAGAGAGCAAGUCCCUGAAUCCAAAUAGCUGGACUAACAAGUGAGACCACAACACCGUAUGAAGAACGUGUGGAAAGCAGAUGGACAUGCUUGUUUGCUGUUUACCACCUAGUUCCUCAGAGUGUGCAGCUAGCCUUUGCAGCUGGAACUCCACUGUGAUCACACAUCAGAGUUACUGCGUGUUUGUGAUACCCUUAGCUUUGUACUUUGAGCAUUUCCACGAGGUUCAAAAUGAUCAUACCUGCCUGGCUAAUUCAGUAAAUCCUGGCUGGGUUGGGCCACCUUUGUCUGAAACGGGUAAUUCAGUAUUGCUAAUGUAUGCGUAGUCCAGAGAGAGGGUUUGUCCCCUCACACAAUCAUAAACACUGCAUGUCUAUUUAUUUAUUUAUUUUGUGUUUUAGCACCUUUUUACCAAUCUAGAAGCGCUUUGAGACUGUAAGCUAUGCACAUAUAACUGCUUUAUCAGCCACUGGUGCAGCCAUUUCUGGGCUAGAACAUUGCUAUUAAUGAAGCAGCCAUUGCACUUGCAAAAAAGCUGGUUUUUAGCAGUUCUCUGGGUUUGACCAAUGCAUCGGGAAAAUUUGAGAACUCAAGAUAGUACUGCUUGAACUUUGGCCGGCAGCCCACAGUACCACGGGUGUCUCUGAGCAGGUUGGUAACAAAGUGAUCCACUGACUGCUCUUAAAACACGCGGUAAGGAUUUUAUGCUAUAAACUAUUAGGCAUUGCUUCUAAAGUUGAUGAAACAUAAUACCAUGAGCUGUACCUGUGUGGUUAGAUGAGCAAGAUUAUCUGCAGCUAAAAUUUUGCUCUUAUCUUUCCUUCUGAGCUUUAGAAGCAAUGUCUUUUGCUUGCAGGCUGUAUCUCCUCCUCAUUUUAUUUGCGUUUUUCUCCUCAGAUUUGUUUUUUAAAGGCAUUGUAAACCUGCUUUGCUCCCAUUCUGCUUCUUGUCAAGUGUGAUGUCUUUGGUGCUGGAAACCAGCAAAUACUUCUUUGCCAGGUCUUGUUGGUCCUUUCUUCUUUACAGCAGGACAACCUGCAAUGUUGAAGUGAAGUCGAGGAUCAUAGCUUAUUGUACAGACCAGUUUUCCUCUGUGAAAUCUUGUUUUCUGAAGUGGCUUACAAGUUCUCGUGGGAGGAAAACACAUAAUCAGCACCGUGACAUUUUACUUUGCAUGUUCAAUUUUGUAAACAGUGGUUUGAACUGUUUCACAUGACUCUACAAGGGAAUGCCAGGGGUCAAGUGCUUAGAAAGCUUUGGCUUUUUGUGCUCGUUAACAGGAUACGUAGCUUGCGAACUGGUAUGUCUCUGCAUUUCCAACACCCUGAUGGCAGAAUGCCCGAGUGCCCCCGGAUGGGGGUGCAGACACACUGUGCAGUGUUUGAAGCAGAAACUUUGGGAGACUGGCAUGAUGGCUGCUUUCUAAUGCCCAGAGAAACUCCGUAGGUUUCAAGUAGGCCUUGAAUGCGGUUUUGUUUUGUCAAACCCAGUUUCAACUCCUUGCACACCCGUUCCAUAACGUUGUUUUUAAAAACUUGGAAUUUAUUUCAGAUAUAAGCCACGUUGGCUGCCCCCGUUUGCCAGUCUCCAAUAGCUUCCAGUGCCGUAGGGUACAGCUGUUUGCACAGACUCCGUGAGAGCCACAGUCAGCUUUGAAACCGCUCCGGCAGCCGAAAGCUUCCAGGGCUUUGCUCACCAGAGCUGCGGGGUGAGCACUGCAGCCGCGCUUUUGCCAAAGAAGCCUCGGUGCGAAGCCAAGAAGAAUUUUGGAAAGCUAUGGGGAAAUAAUGUCUCAUAACUCAUACCGUAGCUUUAUUUUUCCUCUUACCGACACGUGUCCAGGUGCUUAGGUUUUGUUGGACAUCCAUGCAAACUUCAAGUGAGGAUAAUUACUUUCAGAGAAAAUUGUUCAACUUGUUAUAUACAAGCUGAGAAGAUAUUUACUAGGAACAUGUGGAUUCACUGUCUGCUUUUUGUUUACCACCAAUGAGUGGGGUUCAGUAUCAUGUAUGCCGUGUUUGAAAACUGGAUGCAAAGUAGUCAAAAUGUAAACACUUUUUCUUAAUGGCGAGGGGAUUUUAAUUAGUCUUUUUCAAGGUUCUUAAUAUCUCAAGGGAACUUUUUUGGUGUGUAUGUGUGGUUUUAGUUUAUUGAGUUGUAGCCCAGUAAAGUGGAGGUUUGCUAGUUUAUUUAACAUUUUUUGCGAGUAUUGUGAUCUGUAAUAACUGUAACGCUUUGACUUUUAAGGAUUGGUUAAGAUUUCAGAAUUGUAAGAUCUUAAUUGUAAAAUAGUCAACAGCUUUGCCUUUUUAAAGCAUGUUAAUGGUUUUUAUGGACACUUCCUUUUGUAUACUGCGUGAAUGUAUUGUUAUAGAUUCCAUGUUUAAUGGACCAAUAAAGUUUUUCUUAAGUUUGAAA
Columba livia (rock pigeon) is the source of this 8005-nucleotide messenger RNA. RefSeq names its product serine incorporator 5 (gene SERINC5). The transcript is spliced from 12 exons. The coding region runs from base 136 to 1524 and encodes 462 amino acids. The record is from RefSeq and is a predicted model, not a curated record. Gene Ontology annotation, cellular component: membrane. NCBI's taxonomy places the organism in Eukaryota, Metazoa, Chordata, Aves, Columbiformes, Columbidae.